Seminavis robusta is the source of this 4600-nucleotide messenger RNA. NCBI's taxonomy places the organism in Eukaryota, Bacillariophyta, Bacillariophyceae, Naviculales, Naviculaceae. The record is from the annotation of a GenBank genome assembly.
GGUGUUUUAGGCGCCACAAUGACGGCUCGAGCGCAUGCGCUUACGGUACGUUCUUGCCGUACCAAGGAGCUCACCAUCUGCCUAAUUUACAAGGGUAUCUCGAUAGCUACUAGUAUUUGGAUUGGUCUACUAGCUCUGCAGCCAGUGAAGGUCGAGUGAAUAAACUGAAAAGGAAGAGCAAGAGAUGGACCCGCCCGUGGAAGUUGCUCGCGAUAAAGGAACCAUGGAUCCACCAUCAUCCGCCAAGAUGAGUUCUUCCCCCGUCCCUUCGGCCCAAGACACUGCCGAAUCUUCUUCUUCCAAUGGCCCCAAAUUCCAGCCCAAACAACGCGUGUAUGCCAAGGAUGCUUCCUGUGGGCUCUGGUACGAAGCUGUCAUUCGACGAUCCCUCUUUGGUAUCAAGAGGGAUCAAAAGGUACAGAUUGGAUUGGUCAGUAACGAAAGCGAAAUUGAAGAGCUAUUGCAGUCCACGGACGAACCUAUUUGGCACUUCUUUGUCCAUUACAAUGGAUGGAAUGUUAAGUGGGAUCGAUGGGUUUCGGAAGAAGACGUCAUGGAAGACAAUGAAGAAUCCAAACGAAUUGCCGGCCGAUUUGCGAGAGAGCACAAGGAACUACAAAAGACUUUCAGAGGCAACAAAAAGGGUAAGGCAAGUCGCAGUAGCGAUGGAGCCGCCUUUCUAAAGGCAUGGAGGGAACGAAUGGAUCAAAUUGUAGAAGAAAUGCAAAAAGACAAGGAAAACGACAACCAAAAACCAAAUCUGAAAAUGGACCAAGGGGAUGGGUUUAAUAGUCAAGGAAAACGGGUGGUGAGCACUGGAAUGAAGGCCGCCAAAGAGGAUGCCACGGUGGCGACAUCAGCAGAGAGAAAAACAAACGAAACAAUUGACAAGUCUUCCAAGAUCGCUUCAGUGCCAACAUCAAAAUCCAAGCCAAAACGCAAAUCCAAGCCUGCCAAGAUUGCAUGGGACCAGGCAGCAAUUGACAAAGAAUUCAAACUGCGAUUGAGAGGCUUGGAGGGAAAGAAAUGUUCCACCGAUCAGUACAAGAUAACGUUGCCGUUUUCGCUGAAAAAGGUCAUGGUAGAAGCUUGGGAAAUCAUUACCCAAUGCCAAAUGGUCGCGAAUGUGCCCGCGAAGAUUACCGUUCGACAAGCUUUGGACAAAUACCUCCAAUCCAAACUGGACUUGAUUGCCAACAGUUCUCCCAGGAAACCAUCCCCAGCCAAAUCUCCCCUCUCAAAACAAAGAUCGACUACCCAAACGGCUUUGGAAGAAUUACACCCUGUGGACGAAGAAGAGUUGAAACGAAAGAGAUCGCAAGAGUGGAAGGAUAUGGUCGAGGGGAUUGCAAUGUUCUUUGACGAAGCACUUUCGUUUCGUCUGCUGUAUAGCCAAGAGUUGGCUCAAUACAAAGUUGUCGAGUCUACGUUCGAGGUGCCCAUUCCAGACGCUGCAGUUACUACACCAAAAAAGAGCUACGACAACAUACCCAAGGGGGAAAUGGUUGGAAAGGACGAUGCGAUGGCUUGUGCUUCCAGCCCCGCUGGUGACACAACCCCAACAAAGAUGUCUAGUGCCGUCAACAAUAUGCAUGUGACGGCGGCUGAUAGUAUCAAGAAGGAAGCUCCGGUAGACAGCAACGAGAGCACUCCGUCUCAGGCCCCUGCAAGCGCCGCUAAUAGCACGGAGAAGGAAUCAGUGGAACAAUCUACGAAAUCCACCGUUCCCAGCGACGUAGGAAAGCCCGUGCCGAAAACUCGCCCCAUGCUCCCUUCCGAAGUCUACGGCUGCGAGCAUCUCUUGAGGUUCUUCCUGAAAGUCCCUGAUGUCCUGGCAGAACAACAGUCGCAGCUUCAAAAGGAUGAUAGGGAAGGUAGCCGGGAGGCAUUGGAUGCCUUUGAAAAGGAAACGAAACAAGUCCUGGCCAAGAUCAACGACCUAAUUCGCUUUCUUCACAAGCAUCAGGCUACCAUGUUUGCCGAUUCCUACCGCAAGUUCAAUGAGGCGGAGCUGCGAGAACAGCAAAAGCUCAUAAAAUACGUGGAACGAAAACGCAGGCGCGCCACAGAGCAACAAGAAGCGGCAAGCAACGGCGCUACAGACCCCACCGCAGCUGGCUCCGCUUCGCUGGGUAAGGAGGAGGCAGAUACUGUGGCAGCCAAGCUUCAAAAGGUAAACUGACUAUAAUAUAAUGGACACAAGCUGCCGAACGUAUAACCGGCACCGGCCUUAACAGUUCGUAUAUUCUAGACUGAAUGCGCUGCCGUCGGUAGAAGGUUCCUUUUGCCAAGUUUGCCUCAAUCAAUCAUGUGCUUACUCUGCUACAGAGACUUCAUCAAGUUAAUUGUUGCGUGCAUUGCCAUCUGGAAUGGAAUGGUAUUGUGUGCAACGUCCAAGCAGUGCGGCAUCAAUGGCGGCUCCAUAUGCACGUGUGAUACGUUGUGCUCCGAAAGCUUCUUUGCUAGAGUUCUUGAAUGUAUUUUUGUGUAGUAUUCGUCAUGGCCCCCGUGCAACAGGAUUGUCUUGGGGGCAAAAGACGUCACGUGUUCCAAGGGGCUCAGCCGUUUGUUGCAUUCUUCCACCCCUUCACAUAAUCUCAUGGUAGCUCCUACCUCAGACCAAGAUCCCGCCCAGCCAGGAAUGGAGUCCUUACCCGUUCCAAUAUCCACCGAAGUGGAUGGCGCCACCGCCAGUACUCCAGCCACUACAGGGUUGUCCAAGUUGGCCCUUUCGUUGUUUAGCUGAAACGAUGCCAAUAGCGCCAGAUGCCCUCCAGCAGAGGAAGAAACCAACACCACUUUGGAAGCAUCAACUUCCUUGCUGUGCGUUUUGAUGAGAUGCUUUAUUCCAUCCUUGACAUCUUUAACUUGGACAUCUCCGGACCACCCGCUCCGUCCUAGGCGGUAUUCGACCGCGGCAUACGCCCACCCAUGUUCAUGGGCCAUACUCGCAUAACAGCCACUUGGAACGUUGUCAGGUUCUCCACCAAACCAUCCGCCACCAUGAACGAAUACCAACAUUCCAGCUUUUUUUGCUCCCCGUUGAUGACUUGUUACUGGGUAGAACAUUGUUCUCAGGUUGGUCUUGCUGCCAUCACCCUCGUUAAGAGCAUCAAAGACAAUCUUGGAAACGGGAUUGAGAAAAGUACCCCCCGUGGAGCUUGGCCCAUACGGAGGGACAGAUCUUCGGUAGAUGGUUGUAAUGUUUUCCAAUCCAUCCAAAGAAGGACAAGUCUGGGGAGGCGUAAUCCAUUUGGCCCACGAGAUACCUUUGGGCUGGGACACACGCUGAAUCACGGAAAGGAUUCCUUGGUUUGUUGCCUGUCCUGGGUUGACCCACUCGGGGGAACAGGUCAACAAGCACAACACGGUCGGAAUAAAUAUUCCUAUCGUCGCCAAUGUCGAGAUUGUUGCUGGUGUCUUGAGACUUUCCCGAGAGACCAAUCCUAACCAGAAAAGACUUGCAUAUGCCAGCAACAUAAGGGAAUGGAGGACAAGAAGGGUGCCCCCAUUCAUAAAGCCAAUGAGCUUGACAAAGCCACCCAAGAAACCAAGCCAAGGGAAAGGGGCUACUAUUGGACCAAACGACAGGUAGCCAACAACAGCAAUCCAAACGGUGCGAAUCAAUGUCAUUGUUCUUCUACGUCUCUUCUCAAGAAUGGACCUGCUGAUUCGAUAAAAACUGCUCAAGUUCAGCGCAGUUCAAAAUUCUGGCAGGAAAGGAGAGUCAAGAUAUCACUUGAUUUCUUCUGUUGCUCUGCUUAAUUACCAGGUACCAGGUAGCACCCUCGUUUCGGCUGGUUCUGCUUCCUGUCAGUGAUGCUUUAUCGCUUCUGUGAUUGUUUCAAUGGUGGAAUUCGUCGAUGUGUCGUUUGUCAGAACACGCUGCCCCUCAGCAAAUUGCACUGUCACUCACUGACUCGAUCUCCCCUUCAACUUUAAUGUCUGGUCUUACCAUGCUCCUUUGAAUGGAUUGAAGGAUGCAAACUGACUCAAUCAGUGGUAUUCAGUUCGCCCACCAAUGCACACAAGCAAUGGUGAGUAAACACAGGAGGUGUCUCAGUUUUUCAGUCACACCAAAUCUCUUUCCAGUCCGGUCCUGUGAGUACGGUAAGUCAAAACACAACCACAAGGCCAAUCCGAGGCCGGCAGCCAUGGCUCUCUUGUGAAGGGAAGACAGUUAGUUCGAGGUGCCACAGCUCACAGGUCUGCUUCCCGAAUCCAAUCCAUCAUAACAGCUUGUGUGACCAGCCAGGACAGUGCCAUAUCAACUCCAUGGUUUCCAAACUCUACUGGUACGAUGCAACGACCAAGGUACAAUCUCAUGUGUAUGCACCGUAUCGUAUACCGGGUAUUGUCGCAUCUGCUCUCGCUUCGCAGUGCCGUUUAUAUGGCUACUAGAACCGCCUAUGCAGUAAUGUUCUGAGGGACGGUACCGGUACCGGCACCAACAAAACUGACGUUUAUCACCCUAGCAUUCAUGUCUCGAACGCACAAAUCACCCAGAGCCCUACAGCAUUUCAGGUCUGAAGACAGCAAGCAAUUUGGCUCUAACACUCAAUUUCCCCGCAGUCGGAUGAGAACCCGAUCUGCAGCCUGG